Molecule: messenger RNA, 1038 nt
Organism: Kalmanozyma brasiliensis GHG001
Lineage: Eukaryota; Fungi; Basidiomycota; Ustilaginomycetes; Ustilaginales
Product: Carbohydrate kinase PfkB
Exons: 1
Coding region: 1-1038 (345 amino acids)
Biological process (GO): purine ribonucleoside salvage
Cellular component (GO): cytosol; nucleus
Molecular function (GO): adenosine kinase activity
Source: RefSeq, a predicted model, not a curated record
AUGGCAGGCGGAAACUUCGAACUGGUUGCGCUCGGCAACCCUCUGCUCGACAUGCAGAUCCGCAACGGCGAGAAGAUGCUCGAGAAGUACAACCUCAAGCCCAACGAUGCCGUGCUCGCGGACGAGAAGCAGCUCGCCAUCUACCAGGACAUUGUCGACAACUACGAUGUCACCUACGUUGCUGGUGGUGCGGCCCAGAACGCUGCUCGCUGCGCGCAGUACGUGCUUCCGGCCAACUCGACUGCCUACCUCGGCUGUGUCGGCAAGGAUGACCUGGCCAAGCAGCUGCAGGCGGCCAACGACAAGGAGGGUCUCAAGAGCAUCUACCAGUUCAGCGAGGACCAGCCCACUGGCUCGUGUGCCGUCGUCAUCACCGGCCACAACCGAUCGCUCUGCACCAACCUCGGCGCGGCUGAGAAGUUCAGCAAGUCACACCUCGAGACCGAGGAGGCGCAGAAGGCUAUCAAGAACGCCAAGAUCUUCUACCUCGGCGGUUUCUUCCUCACACACGGUGUUGAGUCGGCCCUCGUCCUCGCCGAGGAGGCCAAGAGCCGCGAUGUCUCGUUCACCAUGAACCUUUCCGCUCCCUUCAUCCCCCAAUUCUUCACCUCGCAGGUCGACAGUGUCGUUCCUUACGCUGACGUCAUCUUCGGCAACGAGACCGAGGCCGAGGCGUGGGCCGCCGCACACAAGCUCGAGUCCAAGGACCUCAAGACCAUCGCCCAGGCCAUCGCCGACUUUGAGUCCAAGACCUCCAAGGCCGAGAAGCGCGUGGUGAUCAUCACCCAGGGUGCUCAGCCCACCAUCCUCGCCAAGAAGGGGGAGAAGGAGCAGUUCGUCCACGAGACGCCCAAGAUCAACCCUGCGGACAUUGUCGACACCAACGGUGCCGGUGACGCUUUUGCUGGUGGUGUCGUCGGUGCGCUCGUGCUCGGCAAGAGCGUCGACGAGGCCAUCGACGUCGGCCACAAGCUCGGCGGCAUGUGCAUCGGUCAGGUCGGCCCCAUCCUCAAGUUCCCCAAGGAGAACGUCCUCUAA